Suillus clintonianus is the source of this 1488-nucleotide messenger RNA. RefSeq names its product P-loop containing nucleoside triphosphate hydrolase protein. The record is from RefSeq and is a predicted model, not a curated record. Gene Ontology annotation, molecular function: four-way junction helicase activity; 3'-5' DNA helicase activity. Bases 1 to 1488 code for a protein of 495 amino acids. Gene Ontology annotation, cellular component: cytoplasm; chromosome. Gene Ontology annotation, biological process: double-strand break repair via homologous recombination. NCBI's taxonomy places the organism in Eukaryota, Fungi, Basidiomycota, Agaricomycetes, Boletales, Suillaceae. The transcript has 9 exons.
AUGGUGCUGCGGUAUAUCAACACAUCCAAGGGGAAUGUUAACGAAUCAGGGCAGAUCAAAAAUCCGGAAGAUAUUAGGGGGAUGUUGACUGAGUUGAAGUGGCCAUUUCGAGCAUCUGCAUUCAGGGAAAUCUCAAUUCAACUGACAGCUCUUGGGGACUCAGAAGCAAAUGAGCGCGAUCAUUUGGCUGCCAAGUUCGUCCUGAUGCCUCACCUGAUGAUGUGGAUGGAUCAAAAUUACUCCAAUCCCAGCCGCAUAGUUUGGAAUAUGUCAGGAGUGCAGGAGUGGCUGAAGGCGGUCGAGACUUGCCUGGGCAAUCUCUUUGCCCUGAUGCACUACAAAUCAGGGCAUUAUGGGCCAUCUGUCCGCAUGGAGGCCGGUAUGGAAGUUAUAGAUGCAGGUGCUGUCUCCGUGGACCCUGCAAGAUAUGCAGAACUCCGCGCAAUCAUGGGUUCCCAGGCUUCAUUACGAUCCAAAGAGCAAGCAGCUGCGAGAUGGGAGGAGGAAACCAAUGCAGAGGAAAUCCGGCAGGGGCUGAUGACAAUUGUAGUCAUUCCCCUUCAAGCACUUUUACAAGACAUGAGCCGCGGGUUGGAUGAGAAGAACAUCAAAUAUAUUCAGUGGACUGCAGGCACUUCUGAAGUUCGACAUAACACCCACUGCAUCUUGGUCUCUGCAGACACUGCAGCAAGCCCAUCUUUCUUAACUUUCCUGGCCAAGAUAUUCCUUGCCAAGCAGUUGGCGCGCAUUGUCCUUGAUGAGGUGCAAGCUAUCCUAACGUCAGAACACUUCGGGAGCUUGCAGUGCAGCUUCUUUUGUUCGACAGCCCAGUUGCUGCAGAUCCUACCAGCUACUACUAAGCUGAUUCACGCACCCACCACACAUCCCAAUAUUGUCUAUUCUCGCUUUAAGAUCGAUUCUCAAGACACAAAUAGGCUCACCUUCACAGAUGGGGAUGGCAGAAUCUCUGGGUGGGAGGUCGUAUACUUGUCUAUUGCCUCACAUGAUGCUGAAUUGCUUGCGGGGCGAUUGGGUUGUGGUUUCUAUCACACCAAACUUGACGAAGCAUGCCAAAAACUUGUUUACAAUCAAUGGACAAGUGGCCAAGGUUCCUGUAUCCUGACCACCACCAGCUGUCUUGGCGCUGGCAUGGACAACCCCUCAGUGCGUAUGGUGGUGCAUUGGAAAUCACCUCACAACCUGCUAGACAAAGAACAAGAGUCUGGGAGAGCAAGACGAGAUGGGGAGGAGGCGCACUCAGUUGUAUUUUGGGAUCCCAGUGACAAGGGGUGGAGAUCAGCGCUAGGCCCAAGUGUCUUGGCGUGGAAGAGCAAAAGCAAUGGGCGCUUAAGGACCAGUAUCUUAGGAUUAUCCCUGGUGCCUUUAUGGAUGGCUGCAGUGAUACCUGCUUCCAACUUGGAACUGUUAAGCUAUGUGAUUGGUGUAGAGCUGGUGUACCCAAGCAGGUCAGUCCUUCAGAACAUUUAA